CACGCGGGGAGGCCGGGCCGGGGCGCCCCUCCGCCCUCGACAGUGACUGUGUGCCGGGUGCGGGGCGCGCCGAGCCGGGGAGCACCUGCGCGAGGCCGCGGGGCCUUGCGCUGAGGUCGAGGGAGCCUGCGGACGGGGAGAGGCCGCAGGAGGGUGGAGAGCGAGCGGGGAUCCCCCAGAAUCCAACCUGCUCCGGUGACAGGGACGGCACACGGUGGCGACGGUGCCCCACGGGGAGCGUCAGCCCGGGCCUGGGCUGCCGUGGUGCCACAGGCUUCUCCAGCUGGGCCGGCUGGAUCUGGGCUCCAGGAUCAGAACUGGGUGACAGCGAGGGCUCCGCUCCUAACGUCCGUCGCCCUGUGCCGCAGUGGCCCCUGCCCUCUUGGAUGUUGGCCCCUCUCCGUGGCCCCUCUGGGUGUGUCUGGCCAGAAGACAUCCGCGAUUCCUGGAAGGAGGGCCACCCCGAGAGCCAUGUGACCUGUCUACAGGCAGAGGAUGGAGACGCGCGCUCCCGGAAAAUACCUUCAGGAUUCCUCAGCCGCAUCCAUGUGGUGCUGGAGCGGCCGUGCACUGGGCAGUAGGAGCAGGGGCGGUGCAGGCCCCGGGGGCUCGGCCACGAGUCUCCGGCCACUCCCUCUCCUCCUCGUGCAGCUGGGGUAGGCGUGGACUCCCUGCUGCCCCCGGCCAGCGCUUCCCCUGAUCCGCACAAUGGGACUGUGAAGGCAGACACUUCUGGGGGCGCCGGAUCAGCUUGCACGCCGGAUGAUGGGUGACGACAGACUCUCUGAACACUGCAAGCCCAUGGAAUUUCUCAGUCUCUACUUGGGAGACAACCAGCAGCCCGGCCCAGGAGUGCACCUGAUGGAAACGUGCAGCCUUCCCGACCCUCCCAAACCUCAUGGGGAACACAGCUGGGCCUCGGAGCCUCCUGAGUCCAUGAGGCCAGAUGCUCCCGCCAGGGCCUCCAGCACGGAGCCCCUGCACCUGGGGAGUCGCUCUUCCCCGGGGGAGCCCGGGCACAAAGCAGUGCCCCCCGGCUCACCCAGGAACAGCCGUCCGCUGGGGAGCCCGAGGCAGAGCCAGAGCACGUCCACGCAGGUGGUGUUCUGGGCAGGCAUCCUGCAGGCCCAGAUGUGUGUCCUGGACCUGGAGGAGGAGCUGGAGAAGACAGAGGGGCUCAGGGCCGAGCUGAGGUGCUGCCUACCCGCGGCCCCUGUGGAGCUCCCCCCUUUCCCCUCCAGCCCCACGGGUCCCCGGGGCUCAGGCCUCCACCCCAGCUCACUCGUGGAGGAGGCCCCGGGGGGAGACAACGGUGGCCCCGAGGGGGAGAACCAGAACUCCGUGUGGCCGAGGGAGGGAAGGACAGACUCCUUCCCGGAGUGGGGCGCUGAGGAGGAGAGCGUGUUCUUCGACAACCCCCUCUUUUUGGAGAGCCCUUGCUCGGGCACCAGUCCUUCCGGAGCUCGCUUUUCUGGGGAGUUCUCAGACUCCCGCAUGGAUAUGAGACCUGAGCCCCAGUGUAUCCAGACCCCGGCGCCUCCGCUCCCAGGACGGGGAGUGCUGUGGGAACUGGACAGCGAGCCAGAUUUGGGGGACGGUACUGCUGACGCCAGCGGACACAGCACGCCUCCAUUCCCUGUGCCCACCUACAAACCUCACUCCUUCUCGUGGGCCAUGGUGGGGGAGGCCACCAAGGGGACCCCUGAAGCACCUCCUGACUGGGGGGAGAGUGAGACUUCUCUGGGAGACAGUCUUGACCCCGCCCCACCUGCAGCAUCCUGUGUGGACAAAGUGUUGGCCUGGGAAACAGGACAAGUCGGAUCUGAUCCCAGCUCUACCACACAUCCCGUGCAAACUUGGGCCCUGCCCAGCCCGGAAGGCUGGCAGACAGAAGAGGGUCCUUCCUGGCCCCAGGUGCCUCUGAUCUCCCUGGACCAAGGUGACAGUGAUGCUGAGUGUCCCCAGGAGUCUGCUCUGCGCACCUUGGCUCCUGGCCCCUGGGGGAGCCCAGCCUCAUCGCCGGAGCCUAGCAGCCCUGAGUCUGAGAGCGGAGGCCCUGGCCCCAGGCCCAGCCCUGUGUCCUCCCAGGAAAGCAGCCCGCAGCCCCGGAGCCCCCACUGGGGCAGCAGUCUUCCCGAGUGGACCCUAGACGCUUCACGCCCUUCACUCUUGGAGACAGAUGGGGCAGAGCCAAGUCUCCUGAAGAAAGAGGAGGCAGGAGAGGCCCCACACCCAGGGAAGGAAGUAAAGAGUGAAGGCCCAGCCAGGACUCCAGAGGCUGGAGCCAUCCAGCCUGGUGCUCGCUUGACCUCUACAGAACGGCUUCCCGAGAGCCCCAUGCCCCAAGCGCAGUCCUCGGAGGAAAGCCAAAGGCCACAGACUGGAGACAAGCUGGCUAAUGGUGUCAGCCCCGAAAAGGUGGCCUGGAACUUGGCCUCUCGCCUCUAUCACCUGGAAGGCUUCCGGAAGUCCGAGGUGGCUGCCCACCUGCAGAAGAACAAUGACUUCAGUAGGGCCGUGGCUGAGGAGUACUUGUCCUUCUUCCAGUUUGGAGGCCAGAGCCUGGACCGAGCCCUCCGGGGCUUCCUCCAGGCCCUGGUGCUCAGCGGGGAGACUCAGGAGCGGGAGCGAAUCCUCUACCAGUUCUCCAAACGCUUCCAUUACUGCAAUCCCGGGGCCUUCUCCUCUGCAGAUUCUGUUCACACCUUGACCUGUGCCAUCAUGCUUCUCAACACGGACCUGCACGGACAGCCCUACUUCUCUCAAUGGCCACAGAACAUUGGGAAGAGCAUGAGUUGCCAGGAAUUCAUAACCAACCUGAACGGCCUGCGAGACGGCGGGAACUUCCCGAAGGAGCUGCUGAAGGCCCUCUACUGGUCUAUCCGAAGUGAGAAGCUUGAAUGGGCCGUGGACGAGGAAGAUGCAGGCAGACCAGAGAAGGCCCAGGUGUCUCCCCCCACGGGCAAGAUGAGCAACCCCUUCCUCCAGCUGGCCCAGAACCCCACGGCACCCACCUACAAGCAGGGCAUCCUGGCUCGGAAGAUGCAUCACGAUGCGGAUGGCAAGAAGACGCCGUGGGGCAAGCGCGGCUGGAAGAUGUUCCACACCUUGCUUCGGGGGAUGGUCCUGUACUUCCUGAAGGGAGAGGACCACUGCCCUCCUGAAGGGGAGAGUUUGGUGGGGCAGAUGGUGGAUGAGCCGGUGGGGGUGCACCACUCGCUGGCCACCCCGGCCACCCAUUACACCAAGAAGCCGCAUGUCUUCCAGCUGCGGACUGCCGACUGGCGUCUCUACCUCUUCCAGGCCCCCACUGCGAAGGAGAUGAGUUCCUGGAUCGCGCGCAUCAACCUGGCCGCAGCCACGCACUCGGCACCGCCCUUCCCCGCCGCCGUGGGCUCCCAGCGCAGAUUCGUCCGGCCGAUCCUGCCGGUGGGCCCCGCCCAGAGCUCCCUGGAGGAGCAGCAUCGAUCCCACGAGAACUGCCUGGACGCUGCGUCCGACGACCUGCUGGAUCUGCAGAGGAACUUACCGGAGCGGCGGGGCCGCAGCCGAGAACUGGAGGAGUACCGUUUGAGGAAGGAGUACCUGGAGUAUGAGAAAACCCGCUACGAGACCUACAUGCAGCUGUUGGUGGCCCGUCUGCACUGCCCCGCGGAUGACCUGGACCUGUGGGAAGAGCAGCUGGGGAGGGAAGCCGGCGGCACUCAGGAGCCCAAGCCCAGCCUAAAGAAGUCCCACUCCAGCCCGUCCCUGCACCAGGAAGAGGCCCCCACCACGGCCAAGGUGAAGCGCAACAUCUCAGAGCGCAGAACUUACCGGAAGAUCAUACCCAAGAGGAACCGCAAUCAGCUCUAAAGCUGGCAUCAGCCCCACGGACUCUGGCCCUGUGUUUGGGGGGGACCUGAGAGGAGACCCCACGGAGGAGCUUUGUUUCAGUGGGUCUGUGCUGGGGGAUGAGGCCCUCCCCUUUACCGCUGAAGGGCAAGCCCUGUUUCUCUGCAGUCCUCACUCCCCCGUUCACUGGAGCUUUCCUAAUAGUGCUGCGCCCACCCCCCUUACAGCCCCCAGCGGCCCCAGUCCCUGCUCACUCCCAAGGGAGGACAGAGGUCAAGGGUUUGGCUGUACUCCCCUGUCACCCUCCCCCCUUUCACAAUCCAGAGUGGCCACAUUUCUUGGGCCUGGGGGCAGCUUAGGGCUCAUUUGAGAAUCAGUACCUGCGGGCCCUGAGCUUCCAGAAGGGAGGCUGGGGCAGCAGAAGCACAUCUGGGCAGUCAAGCCAGGGGAGCCACAGCCCUGAGGAUGGUCUUGCUCUGGGACUCAGGUGACAUGCGGUGAGAGGUCGUGGGAGACCCCAGCCAGCCUCAGGUGACUGAGAGAGCAGGGUGGCUCGGCCCUGCCCCCUGACAGGUAGGCCUUGGGGCUGGGCGGGGGGGGCUUCGAGGACAAACUCAGUGAGGCUGACCCUGGGGCCCUGGGCCUUGGUGUCCUUUCCCCCUACAGUCGUCCAUGCACCUGGGGCAGAUGAGAGAGGCCCUACUUCACACACCCAAUUGCUAAUCAUCGGAGCAGAGCCAUUAGUGGUCAGUGAGGGCCAUGGGGUUGGACCUCCAGAGCUCUGUGGGGAGCCCUGGGAACAAGGGGCCUUUGUUUUCCCAGAGCAGGGAAGGAGGUCCUCCAGUUUGGACCUGGGAGAGGCUGAGGGGCAAGAGGCCGUGAUACAUCCCCUGGGGGCUCUCUUGGGAAGAGCUUGUCUGAGAGCUGUGAGGGCCAGGUAGAAGCCUGGCUCCUCCCGCACACCCCACCCCAUAAAGUUGCAUUCCCCAGGAGGGGCACCAGGGCCCCUUCCAGACCCACCCCCUCCCCGCCAACACUCAGGGGGCUUUGCUGCCCUUCCUGGGAAGUUCCCCUGUGCUGCCCUCUGGCUGCCUCCCAGCUGGGCUCUGGGGGAGGUUCCGGACACUCAGGGACCUGGGGCUCUGCCUGUGGGAAGGAGGCUGGCUUGGAGGGGCAGCCACCAUUGUCUCUGUUCAGCCAAGUGUGCGAGUAGGCUGCCCGCCAAGAGGGGCCUCUGCUGCCUGUCUGCCGCCUGCUGGCUGACACACGGCCUCUCCAGCCUUCCCACCAGGGCCCUGCCCCUCCCAUCCUUGCCUGAAACCAGCCGUGGGGCCUGGAGCACCACCGAGUGGGGCUGGCCCUUGGGGACCACAAAGGGUGUCAGGCCAGGGCUCAGGGCUGGGCCAAGAACCCAGUGGGUGCACAAUAAAUGCAGGCUGGUGAAGAAGGAGGUGUGCACCGAUGUGUGAGGAAGGGAGGGCCAGGCAGACCUGCAUGGCUGGAGCCACCCGCAGGAUGCCAGGCUGGGUCUCCCCUCGCCCGGGCCCAUCUGUGCCUACAUGCGUCUGUAUGUGCCUGCGUAGGUCUGUGCGUGUGGAACACGGUGCGUGCAGGCUGUCAGAGCCUCAGGGAACCUCUGAAUCAUUCAUUCAUCCACUCAUUCAUUCAUUUCACAAAUAGUAUUGACCACUAUUUAUGGGCCAGUACGAGGGGAUUCCAGGAAUGACUGAAACAUGUCUCUGGCCUCCAGGAGGUAACCAUCCUGUUUUCUGGUUCCUUGCUGUCAGUAAAGAGGCACACUUUAUCUCGUGGGGGGGAGGGGGGCUGCUGAAGACACAUUCCCACCCUUCGCUCAGGGAUUUGGAUUCAGGAGGUCUGAGUCGGGGGCAUAGAUAUAUAUUUUUAAAGCGGCUUGCGUCACUGAUGUGCAGUUAAUAGGUGAAAACCUAGUAUCAGGUGGAUGUGACUUGCCCCUGGACCAACACAAACUUGGCCUUGAGUGGGUUAUUUGACCUCACUGAACGUGUAUCCUUAUUUCUAAAGCCAGAAUAAAAGGCGGAGGUUUGUCUGCAUUUGUGCAUGUA
Molecule: messenger RNA, 5918 nt
Organism: Ailuropoda melanoleuca (giant panda)
Lineage: Eukaryota; Metazoa; Chordata; Mammalia; Carnivora; Ursidae
Gene: PSD4
Product: pleckstrin and Sec7 domain containing 4
Exons: 18
Coding region: 763-3855 (1030 amino acids)
Biological process (GO): regulation of ARF protein signal transduction
Cellular component (GO): ruffle membrane
Molecular function (GO): phospholipid binding; protein binding; guanyl-nucleotide exchange factor activity
Source: RefSeq, a predicted model, not a curated record